GCUGGAGACGCACAGGCAACGGAUGCGGCAGGGGAGGGCAGGAUGCACUUGUCUGCUCAUCACUGAUAUUGAUCCUUCAGCAUAGAGAAGGAGCCGCAUGGGGCUGUAGAAACCUUAUUGUGUGUCUAAAAAGGUUACCAUCUGUUGGUGGAGCCACUAAGCUAUCGGUCAUACAUCAUGUGGCCUCUCACACCAUUGACCAGACAUGCAGUUCCGGGGAGUGCUUUCGCUGCUCUGAUCCAGAGGGCAGUUAUGCACCCAGAGUCUUUUGGUGUGGCCGCCAGAUCUUUCUUCAGCACCUUCUCCCCCUCCCACACACCCCCUUCCUCUUUCGCUCAGAGCAUCCGCCGCCUCCACCUUCCCUCUCCCUCUCACAUAUCAUCACCUCCCUCUUCCAACACCGGCUCGCUGCUGUCCUCCUUACAAGCACGGCAGCUUUUCCACAGCAGCGCAAACACCUCCUCCCACAAUUUGAGACCUCCCUUUCCCAAUGCUCCUCACACCCCCUUCUCUGGGGCGCCUUUCUUGAACCCCCGGGGUACCACAAGGUUCUUCGCUGCUGCGCCCCGGCGCGCCGACGGACACGUUGACAUCGCGGCAAAGGCGCGCGCGCGCCAGGCGCAGAAGCUGUGGCGGCUCGUUGGGGGGGGCGCGGUGGUGGCAGCGUUUGGGGCGUUCGUGCUGAAUGCGUUCCAGGAGAACCUCGUCUUCUACAUUACGCCCACUCAGGCCAUGGCGACCCUCUCCGAGCAAGGCGUUGUCCCCGACGCAAAGCGCCGCCUGCGCCUCGGCGGGCUUGUCCUCGACGGCAGCGUGCGCCACUUCCGCCACUCGACGGAGAUGGAGUUCGUGGUAACCGAUCUCGCGACGGAGCUCGUCGUGCGUUACCGGGGGGCACUCCCCGACCUGUUCCGGGAGGGGCAUUCCGUUGUGGUGGAGGGGUUUCUACGAUCGGGGGAACCGGAAAGCCCGGGGGAAGCGGUCACCGGGCAGCUGAAGGCCGCGGACCCGAGCAUUUUGAAGCAGACGGGGCUCGGGAUGGAGGGGCAGACGGCCGGGGGGGAGCGCGUGGGGGGGUGCCAUUUCGCGGCGACGGAGGUACUGGCAAAGCACGACGAGAAAUACAUGCCUAAGGAGGUCGCAGCGGUAGUGGCAGCGAACAAGGCGGCGAUCGCCACCGAAAAGGGCCUUACGCCUGCCCUGGCGCAGAUGGAAGAGCGGCCGAAGAAGCCGUCGAAGCAGAAGCUGGGUCAGCAACCUUUGCAGGUUCAGCAGUACGAGCUGAAGUCGUAACCACCGCUGAGCUGCCUUUCGAUGUGACAGUCUUGGUCGGUUGAUUCAUAGAUGCUCAUGGAAGACUGGCUGUCUGAUUUUUGCUGCAAUGCUAUUCAGAUGCAACUGACAGGCUUGACAUCAGUACCUUAGAAGAGAACCUAUCAGAAGCUGAGGAACGGUCAAUACGAAGGGCCAAGAACUUCCAUGUUAUCAUUUUGAUUGGCACAAACCCGCGUCUGGAUGGAUGCAAUGCAAUGACCU
Klebsormidium nitens is the source of this 1536-nucleotide messenger RNA. The record is from the annotation of a GenBank genome assembly. Lineage: Eukaryota; Viridiplantae; Streptophyta; Klebsormidiophyceae; Klebsormidiales; Klebsormidiaceae.